Molecule: messenger RNA, 630 nt
Organism: Lentinula edodes (shiitake mushroom)
Lineage: Eukaryota; Fungi; Basidiomycota; Agaricomycetes; Agaricales; Omphalotaceae
Exons: 2
Coding region: 1-630 (209 amino acids)
Source: RefSeq, a predicted model, not a curated record
AUGUACCAGAGCUGUAGAAGGUGCGGGGAAGAAGGUGCUAGCACGGGCAAAACAACUACCAAGAUUCAAGAGCCAAAUUUGUCGAGCGCACCGAAGAACGAACUCACCAGGAUACGAAGAGAGCUAGGCGAAAACCAUUGCGCGUCUUCUGGCGCAGUGUCGAGCACCGGAAAGUACGAGGAAAUGCUUUCACAGGAGCUCUUCUCGGCUCGCCCAAUCAAUCACUCCUAUGCAAGUCACAGAACAGCUAGUUUUUAUUCUCCCACCAUCUCCCAUUACGUGUCGUUGAGCCCGCGUCCCAACCUAUCAAAACUGUCCCAUGGGCUUACGAACAUUGCCCCUGUGGAGAGGUCUGUGAGCAUCGUUGACGUCGACGUGUUCGCAGUGGUCUGGGUGCCAGUUGCCUCUGUCGUAUCUGAAGGAGGAGCGCUCCCCCCUCCCCCCUCCAUCAUCAACUCCUCUACUUUAGCCAACCCCAACUCAUCGUCGUUGUCACCUAACCCCCAACCCCAUCUGCAUCCAACAACAACAACAAUUCUGCUCCUCACCGCAAACCCGCGGGGCCCAGAACAGACAAAACACAUCUCUGUCAGGGAUGUCCGUCUCCUAAUCGCUGUACCUCUUGACUGA